CAGGCUUGGGCCCAUUCCAGGAUAAACUUCUUCUGGCCAAGAGAUAAUACAACUUCAAGGUGACAAUCAGAAACGCCUUUUAAAAGCCCUCCUUCUUUGCUGAAGUUGCUGCAGCUUCUCCACUCCACAGCUGGCCAUCUGCCUAUCCCUGUCUGCCAUGUGGGAGCUUCUGGGUCUCCUGCUGCUCAUCCUAGCAUAUUUCUUCUGGCUCAAGACAAAGACAUCUGGUGCCAAGUUCCCCAGGAGCCUUCCAUUCCUGCCUCUGGUGGGCAGUCUGCCGUUUCUCCCCAGACAUGGUCAUAUUCACGACAACUUAUUCAAGCUGCAGAAAAAGUAUGGCCCCAUCUAUUCUCUUCGCCUGGGUACCAGAACCUCGGUGAUCAUCGGUCACUAUCAGCUGGCCAGGGAAAUGCUCAUCAAGAAGGGAAAGGAAUUCUCUGGUCGGCCCCAAAUGGUGACUCUAGGCCUCUUGUCGAACCAAGGAAAAGGUGUCGCCUUUUCUGAUGCUGGUAGCUCCUGGCAGCUGCACCGGAAGCUGGUGUUCAGCACCUUUUCCCUGUUCAGGGAUGACCAGAAACUGGAGAAGAUCAUAUGUCAGGGAGCCAACUCACUGUGUGACUUGAUGCUUACACACAACGAAGAGUCCAUAGAUCCGACUAUGCCCAUCUACCUGUCAGUAAUCAACAUCAUCUGUAUCAUCUGCUUCAACAUCUCUUAUGAGAAAAAGGAUCCGAAACUGGUCAGCAUAUAUAACUUUACAGAGGGUAUCAUGAAUGCCCUGGGCGACAGCAGUCUGGUGGACACAUUCCCAUGGUUGACGAUUUUUCCCAAUAAAGCCUUGGAAAAGCUAAAGGGACAUAUUAAAAGUCGAGACGAAACGCUGGCUGAAAUAUUUAAAAGUUGCAAGGAGAAAUUCAACAGUGAAUCUAUCUCCAGCCUGACAGACCUUCUGAUACAAGCCAAGAUGAAUGCAGACAAUAAUAACACCGGUGAAGGCCAGGACCCAGAUGUGUUAUCAGAUGAGCACAUCCUCAGCACAGUGGGAGACAUCUUUGGGGCGGGCAUAGAGACAAGUAUCUCCACGAUGAAGUGGAUCCUGGCUUUUCUGGUGCACAAUCCUGAGGUGAAGAAGAAGAUCCAGAAGGAGAUUGACCAGUAUAUAGGCUUCAUUCGAACACCAACUCUUAGUGACCGGACUCACCUUCUCAUGUUGGAGGCCACUAUCCGAGAAGUGCUUCGUAUCAGGCCGGUGGCCCCAAUGCUCAUCCCUCACAAGGCUAACGUUGACUCCAGCAUUGGGGAGUUUACUGUCCCCAAGGACAUGCAUGUGAUCAUCAAUCUCUGGGCACUGCAUCACGAUGAGAAUGAAUGGGACCAGCCAGAACGAUUCAUGCCUGAGCGUUUCUUAGAUCCAACAGGAAGCCAUCUCAUUAUACCCACGCCAAGUUACUUGCCCUUCGGAGCUGGUCCCCGAUCCUGCAUCGGAGAGGUUCUGGCCCGUCAGGAGCUCUUUCUCUUCAUGGCCAUGCUGCUCCAGAGGUUUGACAUUGAUGUGUCAGAUGAUAAACAACUGCCCUGCCUGGUGGGUGACCCCAAGGUGGUCUUUAUGAUCAACCCUUUCAAAGUGAAGAUCACGGUACGCCAGGCAUGGAAGGAUGCACAGGCUGAGGUGGCACCUAGAGGCCACAACUAACGCCCCUGCUCCCAUGCCUUGACACCCACAGCACAGUGUUAGAGGUGCUAGUCCCAGCACCUCCUCGCUCCUAUCCCGUUUUCUAGUUGGCAGCAAUGGAGGAUGAGACACAUAAAGAUUUUCCAAUAAA
Messenger RNA from Arvicanthis niloticus (Nile rat), 1823 nucleotides. RefSeq names its product cytochrome P450 family 17 subfamily A member 1 (gene Cyp17a1). NCBI's taxonomy places the organism in Eukaryota, Metazoa, Chordata, Mammalia, Rodentia, Muridae. Gene Ontology annotation, biological process: progesterone metabolic process; hormone biosynthetic process. The record is from RefSeq and is a predicted model, not a curated record. Gene Ontology annotation, molecular function: heme binding; iron ion binding; steroid 17-alpha-monooxygenase activity.